This is a messenger RNA of Hyaloscypha bicolor E, 2063 nucleotides long. RefSeq lists its product as uncharacterized. Bases 315 to 1661 code for a protein of 448 amino acids. The record is from RefSeq and is a predicted model, not a curated record. NCBI's taxonomy places the organism in Eukaryota, Fungi, Ascomycota, Leotiomycetes, Helotiales, Hyaloscyphaceae. The transcript has a single exon.
GCUAGUUAUUACACAAAUAUAAGAAUGCACUUUGCAAUACCAGAAUCUUAUGAGCUUAGAAUUUUAAUUCUAGUAAUAAAGAGGAAUAAUGUGUGAGCCCCUAAUAAAUCUAUUUUACAAAACGGUCCUAAAUGAAAGGUUCCAAAAUCUAGCAAGUGCUUGUUUCCGAGCUCAAUAUUCAUUAUUCAGGAGCAAAGAAAUAUGCGCAACGUGUGCAUUGGCGCAGGCGCCGGAACAUUCGCAGGAGGUGAUGCAUGUCUUUGUUAUGGAUUCGUCUUAAUCGUAUAUAUUAGUGACCUUUCCCUCCUCAAAAUAUGGCCAUACACUCCCAAACACAACAGAAAAUGGAGCGCCUACCCAUUUACUGUUGUGAUGAGCCACUCGCGCCCCACAACUUCCUCGAAUACAACUCCAAUUCCGGGGAGAAAGUGGAUAGCGACUUCCGGCGGUUCUUCCAGUAUUGCAAACAAAGAAGGGACUUGGAGAGGAUUGAGGACAUGAGGCCACUGGAAGCGAUGAUGCGCAGUUUCGACUUUGUUGAGAAAAAUCACAUCUUUCGCGUAGCCGUCUACACGGACAGUUCUGUCAAAGCAUGGACACGGCCUGGAGGUAGAAGAGGGGAGGUAGAUUUCAGUGACGCGCAAGCUCUCACAGUUGGCAGCGAUACCAGGACUGAAACUGAAGCUACAACCAACCAAGCCACAAGCACCAAAGCUACAAGCAUCGAAGGCACAAGCAACGAACCUUCAAACAACGAACCUUCAAAUAACGAAGCUGCGAGCAACACCGAGACAGAUUAUCCAUGGACACCGGAGAAAUGGCGUGAGGAUGAGUUUGAUGCGAGUGGCAGCGCUGGUGGGGAUGUGGGAGACGACGAGCCAGCGGACGAGCACCAAGUGUCGAUCAGGGACUUCCUAUACACCCAAGGAGUGGGCCCGCAGCAACACGAAUAUCAAGAAAUCCCGGCGACAGCAAUCCGCUCUUAUGACCCCCGUGGUUUCAUCAAGUGGGACGACCGGAGACAUCGAACUUGCUGUCCCAAGCACCGUCUUCGGUUUGAACUUUCAUGGAUGGGAGCGGCUUCAAAUGGCCAUUCAGGCAUGAGGGAUAUUGCCAGAUGGGAGACCAGAAAGGAGGGAACGCAUUACAUUGAGUCUCGCGCUGCGUCACCGAUUGGACCUCGUGCAUCAGAAGAGAUUGUCAAUGCCUCUGGACCUCCGGAACAACAAGAUAAUUUGGAUGUUUCCGAGCCAACCAGACUUCGAAGAAUUCAGAUUGCUGUCCGCGAGACAGGGAUGAAAGUGAAGAAAAUUUGGAAGAAGGCAACUGGGCUUGCCAAGGGAAAGAGAAACACGAAGACAAAAGAAGACGACGACGUAAUCGGACAGGGCCACGAAGGGUUGACAAACGACAUCGAUCAAGAUCAGCUCAUUGACAACAGCUCGGAAUCAACAACCAGCGCCGAGGUCAGAAUGCAAGCUCAAAUCACAGCCUGCGUAAAGGGCGAAGAGGCCUUAAUCCCACCAAAUGCCACCACCGCUCAAUACUACUCUUGGGACGAUCUCUCCUGGAAGGAGCUGCGGUCUGGCAAACGGCAUUGGCGCUCAAGUGGACCAACUCCAUGGUUCUCACAAUAUUACGAUGUCAAAUUCAAGUGGUAAAAGCCGGAGCUGUGGUCUCCAAAUGGACACAUGGAUCGUCACAUAUGGGGCUGAGACAACAGCUGGAGUGGAGGGAGUAGAGUAUGGGUGGUUUGAUCAUGUUGCAUUUCUCAGCGGGGUGGUUGAGAUGAGACUUUGGGACUGGAAGAUGACAUUGCAUUGACAGGUGUUUGGGUGCGCCACUGCAGAAUGGACGAGCACAUGAUGGCGCAAAAUGAUGGGAAUUGGGCAUAUGAAAUGGGGCAAAAUAGCCUUGAGACUUUGGGACUGCGGCGUUUUGUUUUGAUGGUGGCUUUUAUGAUGAAUUUGAUGAUGAAUUUGAUGACUUUGUGCACUCGGAACUCUCCGUUUUUUCGCCUUGAACUCUCUCGCAACCGUAAAAGUCAACAGCACGCCUCAUCC